AGUGCUACGGACUCCCGGAAGUAGAGCAAGAUGUGACAUGCUAAGCUGAAAUGACCACUGUUUGUGAACAAGUAUCGAAGAAUUUCUCUUUGCUUAUGUUCCUAUAGAGUAACUUCGUAUUGACUGUAGCACACUGAAAAUGGAAACCAGCGACAAAGAAAAGAGACCUGCAGCCCUGAAGGAGGAGGGCAAUGCCCUGUUCAAGGCAGGAGAUAUGGAGGGCGCUCUCUGCUGUUACACCAAAGCUUUAAGGCUGAGUGAUAACCGAGAAGAAAGUGCUGUCCUUUACCGCAACAGAUCCGCCUGCUACCUGAAACUGGAGGACUUUAACAAGGCAGAGGCUGAUGCAUCCAAAGCUCUAGACACUGACCCAGGAGAUGUAAAGGCCAGGUUCAGGAGAGCUCAGGCUUUCCAGAAGCUUGGCCGUCUUGACCAGGCCUUCAUGGAUGCACAAAGAUGUGCCCAACUGGAGCCUAAAAACAAAGCCUUCCAGGAUCUGCUCAGACAGCUUGGAGCACAGAUCCAGCAAAAGUCGAUACAGUUAAACUCCACAGAUUCUCGUGUGCAGCAAAUGUUCUCACUCCUCUUAGAUGCAUCUGCCAGUGACUCAGAUCGACAAAAGGCUGCUCAGAAUCUAGUUGUGUUAUCUCGAGAAGAUGCAGGAGCUGAACAGAUCUUUCGAAAUGAUGGUGUGAAGCUUAUACAAAAACUACUUCAGUCAAAGCUGGAGGAUGUUGUUCUUUCUGCUCUGAGGACCCUUGUUGGGAUGUGUACAGGGCAUCAGUCCAGAACAAUGGCCAUAGUGAAUGAGUUGGGAAUGGAGCAGCUGUGUGCAGUAAUGGGAUCAGGAGCCUCUGCUGUGUCUCUGGCUGUCUGCCACCUGCUGCAGGUUAUGUUUGAGGCUCUGACAGAGGGCAUGAAAAAAGAGAUUAGAGGAAAAGAUGAGGCCAUUCUUCCAGAGCCAUCCAAAGAGCUAAGAUCUAUGCUACGCCACCUCUUGGAAAUGAUGCCAGCUUCCAAUGUGUCAGGGCAAGGCAGAGAUAGCGCCAUCAACCUCCUGGUCAAACAAGUUCCCCGCAAGUCCUUGAAAAAUCCAGAUAACUCCCUCACAUUAUGGGUGAUAGACCAGGGACUAAAGAAAAUCCUAGACGUGGCUGGUACUGUCCCUGAGCUCUCAGAAGGACCACCUCUUACAGAAAAUUCCCACAUGAGUUGCUCUGUCUUGCUUAAUAAACUCUAUGAUGACCUAAAGAGCGACAAAGAGAGGGAUAACUUCAACAAGCUAUGUGAAGAAUAUGUGCAACAACACUUUAGCAGACCUGGCCUUGACGGAAAGCUGCGGGCUAUCCAGACUGUAUCUGUGCUCCUCCAGGGACCAAGCGAGGUGGGCAACAGAACUCUAGAGAUGUCGGGAAUGAUGGAUGCGGUGAUCUCCUUGUGUGCUUCCGAAGAUGUGACGCACCAACAGGUGGCAGUGGAGGCUCUUAUCCAUGCUGCUGGGAAGGCCAAGAGAGCCUCCUUCAUCACAGCCAACGGUGUUGCUCUUCUGAAGGACCUCUACAAAAAGAGUGAGAAUGACAGGAUACGUGUCAGAGCCUUGGUGGGUUUGUGCAAGCUUGGAUCAGCAGGAGGGACAGAUUUCAGCAUGAAGCAGUUUGCAGAGGGAUCCACUCUUAAGCUUGCCAAGCAGUGCAGGAAGUGGCUGUGUAACGAGUCUUUACCCGCAACCUCCCGCCGAUGGUCAGUGGAAGGCCUCGCCUACCUCACAUUUGAUGCGGAUGUGAAAGAGGACUUGGUAGAGGACAAGAACGCCCUCCUGGCCAUGUUUGAACUAGCAAAGUCUGAAGAUAAGACUGUGCUCUUUGCUGUGGGCUCCACAUUAGUAAAUUGCACCAACAGCUAUGAUGUGGAGAAGCCAGAUCCACAGAUGGUAGAGUUGGCCAAGUAUGCAAAGCAACACGUGCCUGAGGAGCACCCCAAGGAUGCUCCCUCCUUUGUGGAGAAAAGACUGGUGAAGCUGCUGGAAGCUGGUGUGGUGUCUGCGUUGGUGUGUAUGGUCAAACAUGAGAAUCCUGCCCUCACUGAGGCCUGUAGGGAGUGUAUUGGCAGGGUCUUCCUUGCUCUGGUGGAGCGGCAGGAGGACAGAGGCGCAGUGGUGGCACAGGGAGGAGGAAAGGCUUUGAUACCACUGGCAUCUGACAACACAGAUGCUGGAAAAAUCAAAGCAGCACAAGCUCUGGCAAAAAUAACCAUCACAUCUAACCCAGAGAUCGCCUUCCCAGGAGAACGGAUCUAUGAAGUGGUGCGUCCCCUGGUCAGUCUUUUGAGUCUUGAAUGCACCUUGCUGCAGAACUUUGAGGCACUCAUGGCUCUCACCAACCUGGCUGGCAUCAGUGAAAGACUCAGACAAAAGAUCAUAAAGGAGAAGGCUGUCCCAAAAAUUGAAGGUUACAUGUUUGAGGAGCACGACCUGGUCCGAGCUGCUGCCACAGAGUGCAUGUGUAAUCUGGUUUUAAGCACAGAGGUGCAGAAGCUGUACCUGGCCACAGGAAAUGAUCGCUUGAAGUUGCUUGUGCUGUACAGUGGAGAGGAGGACGAGAGGCUGCGGAAAGCUGCUGCAGGAACUCUGGCAAUGCUGACAGCUGAGCAGCCUGAGCUCUGUGCUCGAAUCCCUGGAACAACAACCCACUGGCUAGAGAUUGUACAGGCGCUCUUGCUCUGUGAAAUAUCAGACCUGCGUCAUCGCGGAGUAGUCAUAGUCUACAAUAUGAUGCAGGCAGAGAAGAGUCUGGCUGAGACGCUCAUGGGGAGUGAAGCUCUGGAAAUUCUUUCUGUCCUGGCAAAGGGAGGGGAGGGCACGCCUGGGCCUGUUGCUAAGAUCGCUCAGAACUGUCUCGAUAAGGCUGUGGAGUAUAACAUCAUAAUGACCAGGGACAGAGAGCAAAACGGCAAAGAACUUGAACCAUGAAAGCACUUCUGCCGUGUGUGAAUGUGCCUCCUAGCAAAGUAAAAGUGCUCUAAGCAUUAGAUGGGACCAGUGAAGUCGUUUCAGUUUGCACAGUUUGGACAGGCACAAGCUGAAACACUCAAAUGUCUUAACCAGAAAUUUAAAGCAAUAAAAAAGGACAGGGAGGAAAAACACUCAAUAAAAAACCGGCUGAUACUUACAGUGUGUCACAGAUUAGCCUGUAGUUUUUGUUUCACAAUGCUUUUACAUGGGUUUUAUUUAUCUUUGUUAUAAUUACUUUCUACUGAGACCAAACUAGCAUUUUAUAUUCUUCACUGAAGAUUGGCAUGCUGUCAUUUUUUAUUAUGCGGACACAAAAUAUAACCAUAAUUAUCAUUCCACAUUGUCUUUAUAUUCAAAUGUAAAAGUGUAUCCACUUUAAUAUUCGUUCUUUUCAAAUAUAAUGAACUUUAAAAAGAAACAAAGCAAACACACAAUCAUACCCUUUUAUACCUGUCUGCUGUAUUUCAUGCCAGUAACAUUGUCAUUAUCACUCCACGGCACUUUCGAGUGUGAUGCCUUUAUGGCUGGUUAUUGUUGACUUUUACUGACUGAACAUAUGGGUAGUAAAAUAAAACUGCUCCUGAAUUUAA
Molecule: messenger RNA, 3600 nt
Organism: Cheilinus undulatus (humphead wrasse)
Lineage: Eukaryota; Metazoa; Chordata; Actinopteri; Labriformes; Labridae
Gene: unc45a
Product: unc-45 myosin chaperone A
Exons: 19
Coding region: 140-2968 (942 amino acids)
Molecular function (GO): Hsp90 protein binding
Source: RefSeq, a predicted model, not a curated record